GCGGCCGCGCCGUCCGGCCCGCAGCCCACCGCCACCACCACCCCUCCUCGGCGCGCACUGUAUCGAAAUGGCCGAUGAUAACGAAGACCUGCAGGCAGAUGAAGAGCUCCCGGCUCCAGCUGAGGACAGCUUUGAGCAGCUGGAGAACGAUAGCCCUGCUGAGCGCAGCGGGCACGUGGCAGUCACCGAUGGACGCUGCAUGUAUGUCUGGGGAGGCUAUAAGAAUGCCCAAGUUAGGGGAUUUUAUGACUUCUAUCUGCCUAGAGAUGAAAUAUGGAUCUACAACAUGGAAACUGGAAGAUGGAAGAAGAGUAAAACAGAGGGAGAUGUUCCACCUUCCAUGUCUGGAAGUUGUGCCGUGUGUGUAGACAGAGUGGUGUACCUCUUUGGAGGACAUCAUGCACGUGGCAAUACAAACAAGUUCUACAUGUUAAAUUCCAGAUCCACGGACAAAGUGCUGCAGUGGGUCAGAGUAGAGUGUCAGGGGGUACCCCCUUCAUCAAAGGACAAACUUGGCGUUUGGGUUUACAAAAACAAGCUAAUAUUUUUUGGAGGCUACGGUUAUUUUCCUGAAGGCAAACAACGGGGAACUUUUGAAUUUGAUGAAACCUCUUUCUGGAAUUCAGGUCUUCCUAGAGGGUGGAACGACCACGUGCAUGUUCUGGACACUGAAACUUUUACUUGGAGCCAGCCUAUAACUACGGGUAAAACUCCAUCACCACGAGCAGCUCACGCCUGUGCUACCGUUGGGAACAGAGGCUACGUGUUUGGUGGCAGAUACAGAGAGUCCAGAAUGAAUGAUCUUUACUAUCUGAAUUUGGAUACGUGGGAGUGGACUGAAAUAAUCACGCAAGGCAUUUGCCCAGUUGGCCGAUCGUGGCAUUCUUUAACACCAAUUUCCUCGGAUCACCUCUUUCUCUUUGGAGGAUUCACCACUGACAAGCAGCCAUUAAGUGAUGCUUGGAUUUAUUGUAUCAGCAAGAAUGAGUGGAUACAGUUUGAGCACAACUAUUCUGAAAAACCAAGGUUGUGGCAUACCGCUUGUGCAAGCGAAGAGGGAGAGGUGAUCGUCUUUGGGGGCUGUGCCAACAACUUACUUGCCCAUUCUAAAGCUGCUCACAGUAAUGAAAUACUUGUGUUUUCUCUACAACCAAGAUCUCUUGUAAGGCUGUGCCUCGAAGCAGUCAUUUGCUUUAAGGAGAUGCUGGCCAGUUCCUGGAAUUGCCUCCCCAAGCACUUGCUGCACAGCGUCAAUCAGCGGUUUGGAAGCAACAACACCUCGGGCUCCUGAGCCCUCUGCAGACACCGCUGAACGAGCUGUGCAGGGAUGAGCAGGUCUAAGAAGAUGUAAUAAUUUUACCAAGUGUGGCAAACAUUAAACUUGUAUAGGCUGAGUAUCUGUAUCGUUGUAGGUAGUUGCUUCUUGCCUUUAAGUUGCAUGUGAAUGGCCUAGAGAGAACCUAUUUUUGUGUAAAAGAUGUUUGCAAUAAAUGUAUUUAACGCAAGUGGCGAUGUAUCCUGUGCUUAAGCUAAAACUAGUUCUGGGUUUGUCCACCUUGAAGUACGUGCGAGGGCCAGCCCCAAGCGAGACGAUGGGGCGUGCACGUGUGGAACUACUUGUUGUGGAGUCCCCGGUCAAGGACCUGAGGACUUUAGUGGUUGUGCAGGAAAUACUGAGGCACACCAGGACUGUCGAAGAGGAGUGUUGCUUUAGUUUAGGCUGAAGAUUGCUGUGACGGGUGAGCAGUUCUGUUUUAGCCUACAGCAUUAGGAAACUGCUUAACAUUUUGCCACAAAUGCUUAAGGUCAGAGAAAUGGGAUUUGGAAAUUGUACGUUGUCAGAGUUGAUAAACUGUUGUAAACCUUCAGAUGUUAAAGCACCACUACUCUCUGCUUGUUUGUAGUUUGGGGUUGUUUUUUUUUUU
Gymnogyps californianus (California condor) is the source of this 1925-nucleotide messenger RNA. RefSeq names its product kelch domain containing 2 (gene KLHDC2). The record is from RefSeq and is a predicted model, not a curated record. Lineage: Eukaryota; Metazoa; Chordata; Aves; Accipitriformes; Cathartidae. Gene Ontology annotation, molecular function: protein binding. Bases 68 to 1291 code for a protein of 407 amino acids. The transcript has 14 exons.